Candidula unifasciata is the source of this 789-nucleotide messenger RNA. The record is from the annotation of a GenBank genome assembly. Lineage: Eukaryota; Metazoa; Mollusca; Gastropoda; Stylommatophora; Geomitridae.
AUGGAACAGACCUACACAGUACAGACAUACAUAGAACAGACCUACCUAGAACAGACCUACACAGAACAGACCUACACAGAACAGACCUACACAGAACAGACCUACACAGAACAGACCUACCUAGAACAGACCUACCUAGAACAGACCUACCCAGAACAGACCUACCCAGAACAGACCUACCCAGAACAUACCUACUUAGAACAGACCUACCCAGAACAGACCUACCCAGAACAGACCUACACAGAAAAGACCUACCCAGAACAGACCUACCUAGAACAGACCUACACAGAACAGACCAACACAGAACAGACCUACCUAGAACAGACCUACCUAGAACAGACCUACCUAGAACAGACCUACCCAGAACAGACCGACAUAGAACAGACCUACCCAGAACAGACCUACCCAGAACAGACCUACUUAGAACAGACCUACCCAGAACAGACCUACACAGAACAGACCUACACAGAACAGACCUACCCAGAACAGACCUACACAGAACAGACCUACACAGAACAGACCUACACAGAACAGACCUACCUAGAACAGACCUACCUAGAACAGACCUACCUAGAACAGACCUACAUAGAACAGACCUACCCAGAACAGACCUACUUAGAACAGACCUACCCAGAACAGACCUACCCAGAACAGACCUACACAGAACAGACCUACCCAGAACAGACCUACCUAGAACAGACCUACACAGAACAGACCUACACAGAACAGACCUACCAAGAACAGACCUACAUAGAACAGACCUACACAGAACAGACCUACAUAGAAUAG